This is a messenger RNA of Trichechus manatus latirostris (Florida manatee), 522 nucleotides long. Its product is annotated as protein tyrosine phosphatase type IVA 1-like. Bases 97 to 522 code for a protein of 141 amino acids. Gene Ontology annotation, biological process: positive regulation of cell migration; dephosphorylation. The transcript has a single exon. Gene Ontology annotation, molecular function: protein tyrosine phosphatase activity. Gene Ontology annotation, cellular component: cytoplasm; nucleus. Lineage: Eukaryota; Metazoa; Chordata; Mammalia; Sirenia; Trichechidae. The record is from RefSeq and is a predicted model, not a curated record.
UAUUUUGAAGUAGACUUCAGUUUCUUUACGUCAUUUCUGUAUUCACUUUUUAAAAUUCUUUCAUAACCCUAUCGAGUGUUUUGUAACUAAAUUAACAUGGCUCAAAUUAACCACCCAGUUCCUGUGGAAGUCACAUAUAAGAACAUGAGAUUUCUUAUUACACACAGUCCAACCAAUGUGACCUUAAACAAAUUUAUAGAGGAAUUUAAGAAAUAUGGAGUUACCACAAUAGUAAGAGUAUGUGAAGCAACUUACGACACUGCUCUUGUGGAAAAAGAAGGCAUUCAUGUUCAGAUUGUUGAUGACUGGUUAAGUCUUGUAAAAAUUAAGAUUCGUGAAGAACCUGGUUGUUGCAUUGCUGUUCAUUGUGUUGUGGGUCUUGGGAUAGCUCCAGUGCUUGUUGCCUUAGCAUUAAUUGAAGGUGGAAUGAAAUACAAAGAUGCAGUACAGUUCAUAAGACAAAAGUGGUGUGGAGCUUUUAACAGCAAACAACUUUUGUAUUUGGAGAAGUAUCGUCCUUAA